Lutzomyia longipalpis is the source of this 528-nucleotide messenger RNA. Its product is annotated as dehydrogenase/reductase SDR family member 4-like. Lineage: Eukaryota; Metazoa; Arthropoda; Insecta; Diptera; Psychodidae. Gene Ontology annotation, molecular function: carbonyl reductase (NADPH) activity. Bases 1 to 528 code for a protein of 175 amino acids. The record is from RefSeq and is a predicted model, not a curated record. The transcript is spliced from 3 exons.
AUGGCGCAUAAAGGUGAACGAUUUGUGGGAAAAGUGGCUGUUUUAACAGCAUCAAGUGAUGGGAUUGGAUUAGCCAUUGCUAGAAGGCUGGGUUUGGAGAAAGCUAAAGUGGUUUUGGGUUCUAGAAAUAUAACUAAAGUCCGAAAUGCCGUGGAACUACUUAGAAAGGAAGGAAUUGAUGCAAUUGGUGUUCAGUGUCAUGUUGCAAAUGCAGAAGAAAGGAAAAAUCUCCUUGAAGAAGCUGUAAAACAUUACGGAGGAAUUGAUAUCCUUGUAUCCUGUGCUGGCACUAACCCCAAUCUAGGAUUUUUAACUGAAAUGUCCGAAGCGGCCUUCAGCAAGAUUUUCGAUACAAAUGUGGAACAAACACCGGAAUAUGAGCAUGAGCUCAAAUAUGAUAUGCCGAUGAAGAGAAAGGGCCGCCCGGAAGAAGUUGCAGGACCAGCAGCAUUUCUUCUCUCAGACGAUGCGAGUUUCAUUACGGGAGAAACGUUGUUAGUAACUGGUGGAAUGCAAAGUAGAAUUUAA